GGUGGGGGAAGAGAAGAAGAGCGAGCGAGCAAGACCUGAAUUUGGGGGAGGGACGCGAGGGUUGUGCAAUGGGCAGAAGUUGAAGGGAGUUUCCCGGCUCUAUCUGGGCCAGGGCAAGAGGCUGUCUGGGGGGCGGAGUGCUGUAAGAGCAGCCAACAGCCGCAGGGAAAAGGCGCGCGGGGGCUGGGGGUCGAUGUUGUUGGAGCAGCUGGGCUGACUGCCUCGGCUUCGGUUCCUCGUCUCCUUCCACGGGGGGGAAGGAGAGACGACCAUUUGCAGCCCGCAAGCAAUGCUAAGGGUCGUGUAUUAGGCUUCUGGAAAGGGGGAGUGUAAGCUCUUUAUUACUCGGAAGAGAGAGCUGGCAGAUGUCCCAAGCGAGAAAACCUCUUCCUCCAGGGCCUGAAGGGCCAGAGCGUGUAGCUCCGGCUGCAAAUAGCUUUUUGAUCUCGCUCCCUCGAGAUCAAUGUGAUGGAGACAGACCAACUGUAGGAGGAAAUGAUAUAACAGAGCCUUCAAAUAGCCUAGUUAUACAAGCAGAUACACAAGACCAGUCCAUCUGGGGAAACUGCACUGAUGAUGACCUUAUCAGAACACAACCUCAGCGUUUGCCCCAACCAAAUGUUUCACUACCCAAAAAGUGUGAGGAAAAGAGUGGCAAAAUACAAAAUGGCCAUGCAGGUCUGAGUAAUGGAAGCGGAAUUCACAAUGGAGUCAAACCUGUAGCAACAGACAGCAGAAAAUUUCCAUCACCGGUUUCCCAAAAAAUGCACAGAAAAAUUCAAUCCAGCUUGUCUGUCAACAGUGAAAAUAGCAAGAAAAGCUCUGCAUAUUCUCAUAAGCCAGGUUCUUCACCUGAAGAUUGCUGUGUCCACUGUAUCUUGGCCUGCUUGUUCUGUGAAUUCGUCACCCUCUGUAGCCUUGUCCUGGGACAAGCAUCAUGUGGCGUUUGCCCAGCUGAGGCCUGCUGUUGCUGCUGUGGGGAGGAAAUGGGAGAUGACUGCAACUGCCCAUGUGACAUGGAUUGUGGCAUAAUGGAUGCCUGUUGUGAAUCAUCAGACUGUUUGGAAAUCUGCAUGGAAUGCUGUGGGAUUUGUUUUCCUUCAUGAAACAUUUGGCAUAUUUAUGGCUUGUAUCUUUUUUGUUGUUGUUAAAAACUGGAGAGGGCUCUUCUUGUUUUUAGAAGAAACCCUUUUGAAGGACACUGUUACACCCUCACUGCAGCCUAGUUAUGUGCACUGUUAACUUCAUUUUAAAGAACUGUUGAAAACCAAACCAAUAAGAACAAAUGCUUGAUGGUCUAAUUUGUGAACCUUUUCAUGGUUGCUUGUGUAAAGGUUCUGCUCUCACCUAACAGGUGAAUCAACUGUUAGAGGGUUGAGCCUGGAUAAAGACAGAAGGAUUGGGCCCUUUAGAAUUCCCUGUCAUCUUAAAACAAACAAAUGAAAGCCCAGUUGAUUAACUUCUUUAAUACAAGUUUCUGGAAAUAAUUGAACCAGCAGGAUUGGAGUAACCUUUAAACAAAGUAAUAUUUAAUAUAAUAAUUUCUUUUGAUAUUUGACUUUCUCUAUGGCAAAUAAUUGUAAGAACUCUUGUUUUGAAAUAAGUAACUUUUUCUGUUGAUAGGACUGCUUUAUAUCCUUUAAUGUUUUAACAGUAAUUUGAAUUGCUCAGUGUAAGCUCUGGUUUUGGACACUUAUAAUCAUUUCCCAUCUGUACAAUACAUAAUUUAAGUUUAUCCAAAUUGCAUCACUAAUAACCUGGCCAUGUUUUAAAGACAGUUUAGCCCUGUUUUAAAUUUGUGUUUUGCUUAAAAAACAACACCUGUAUAUCAUGUUUCAAUAACUGUAAAUUCUAAGCUUUAGAACAAUUCAGGAAAGGAUCGUGCACACCUUUGGCUCCUGUGCUUCGCACUCCCAACCAACUCUUGUCCUUAAGUCACUUCCAGAUGAUGUUCUCAGUCUAGUCAAUGAAUAAUGAUCAUGUCUGUUGUAUGUAGGGUAGAAUUAGGGUAGAAUUGGGUAGGGUAGAAUUGGGUAAAAGAAAUUGGGAUGAGCUGUAUAGGAAGUGCUUCCCCAUGCAUAGAAUGAAUUAAAUUUAAGUGGAUUUUUGAAGGUUUUAAAAGGAUAUUGUGAAAGGUUUAAUACAGUAUUUUGAAGGUGAUCUGGUUCUUUAAAAGCAAGGCUUAUCUUACUCUGUAUUCAGCUUUAAUAUAUAGCUAUGUAGUGAAAUCAGAAGGAAGCACAGUGUUUUUCUUUUCUUGUAUCAAACAUUUUUCCUCACAUAAUCAAAAUCUGGCCCCUGUGUAUCAACUGAACAACAUUUCCAUGUGUUUGAAUAAUAUGGUGCUAGUUUACCUUCACAUAUGUGAGUUUUUAUUGUUACAUAUUAGUUCAAUUUAAAUAUACUACUUGGUAAUCUAAAUCUUUUUUUGUUAGUCCAAAUUUCUCAAUGGUCUUGGCUUUGUUUUGGCUUUAGUCUUUAGACCACAUUUUAAAAAUCCAAAUAAUGUGUUUUCUACUCUUUGCAUUGUAAAGAUUGAUCUGUGUGUAGCAAAUAAAAAUCCAAAAGAAUGAAAAAUUUAAUCCUGAACCUACAAAUACUGAUUUACCAAUGCUUACUACUGAAUUAUGGAACUACUUGCCUGUUUCUUGGUAUAUCGUAUUUUAAGGCAGAGGGAAUAUUUUCCCUCCUCUGGUAGCUUUUUCCAUUUUUGUUGCUGUUACAGCUAUAGGAUUGGAUUCUCAUUUUUUGUCCAUUACAUUCGAGAGAAGACUCUGGAGUAAGAAUAGUGACUUUACACUGGUAUGACUUCAUUAUGGAAACUUGGAUAUCUUUUUAAAAAAAAUUUGAAUAAACCACUGAGCUCAGGAUCAGGCCAGUAGGAACUCAGUUAUGACUUCUAGAAGACUGAAGCAUACCUGGAAACGGAAGAAGCAUGUAGAUUGGCUGGAAGUGCCUGGGUGCAUUUUUUUUUUUUUUAAGCGUAAUGGCUCUUGUGAAACUAAGGUGCCAUGGAUGUACAAGAAGGAAUUUCAGUGUUUUGGGAAUAGGCAAGUCUUUUUACCUGACUGGCAGUAUUGCACUAUGUUUGAUGGGAAAGAAUAUGUGCUGCCAUGGGCAGUCAUACUCUUCAUGACUUAAAUGACACAACAGGCUGUAUAGUAGAUUGCCGUAUUCUUUGACAAGGAUUUUCAACAUUGCCAAGCAAAUUUUUUAGCAUUGAAAUGGUGAAAUGGACAGCUUCUUUCUGGCUGCAACUCUGCCACAACUGUCUAGUAUAUGUUUUGCUUUUCAAAAAUAGUAUAUGUAUUGAGCUUUAAUUCAUCCAGAAAUAUUUAAGGAGAAUACAGUAUCACUUUUGAAAAUGAAUUACUGUAAUGUUUGAGCUAGUAAUACGUUAUUCAGAUUUGUGUUUUCAUUAUUGGAUGAUGUAUUUGUAAUUUUUUCAUCUUUUAGAAUACUCUAUAAACAAAGCUUGUGUUACAUUUUUAGGUUAAAAAAAAAUCUGGAAAACAUAGUUAGUUCUCCCUCCUAGAACAAGAUGCUGUGUUUAAAAUUUCUGACUAUUCAAAUUUAACACUAUAUGCCCCUCAAGUGCAAAAUAUUAAAAGCAGAAGUUCUGUCUGUCUCAAGAUGCAUCAAUCCUUCAAAUUAUUUGGAGUUAUCUGAUUAGUAACAGUUUUUAUUCCAAAUAUAAAAAGUUGACACUGAUUUGUUUGACAUGCUAAAUAUAUCCUGCUACUAUGUGUCAUAGAAAUAUUAACAGUUUAUGAUAUUUAUCUCUGCAGGAGAGCACAUUAGUGAAUAGUUUAAAAAACCUUCUAUGUUUAAUUUCUUAAAAUUGAACAUCUUUGUCUUUUUUGAGCCAAUCUUAAUAGAACAAUAUUCUAUUAUAAGUUGAGCAGUGCAAAAAUGCCAUUGAAGUAACAAUGUACUAAUUGCCUAAUCUAUCAACUUCAAUCACAAUGGAGGUCUUCAGUUACAAAGAAUUGUGAACUCUUUUUUAAAAAGUUUACUUUAUGAACUUUCUUUUAACUGGAUCAAUUGUUAUAAAACACUAUUUUGAAAUAAAGAAUUUUUAUUUUGAAUGCA
This is a messenger RNA of Hemicordylus capensis (graceful crag lizard), 4092 nucleotides long. It is a transcript of the gene MDFIC, whose product is annotated as MyoD family inhibitor domain containing. NCBI's taxonomy places the organism in Eukaryota, Metazoa, Chordata, Lepidosauria, Squamata, Cordylidae. The coding region runs from base 366 to 1106 and encodes 246 amino acids. The record is from RefSeq and is a predicted model, not a curated record. The transcript is spliced from 5 exons.